AUGGCCACCGCGUCCGCAGCCUCCUCGAGCGCCGCGCAGCACGCCUGGCUUAGCUCCACGGCCGCAGGCAUAUCCUCGAGCGCCACCGCCGCCGCCCUCCCCUCCUUCUUUUUCAUCGUUGCAGUGUUACGGCCACCCUUAGCAGAGGCGGUGGCCUCCCUGAGCAGCGCCAGGUACUCGCCCACUUCAAGGGCGCUCUUGGUCCGUACGCGCGCCGCGAUCCCGGCGACGUCGUCGGGCCCGAGACGCGAGAGAGCCUCGAAAAAUAGGAGUUUUUCUGCCUCGCUCCAGUACGCCAGGCCAAUCUGCGAGGCGGGCAGCGCGGUACCAUCGCCGCCAUCUCCGUCCCCCGCAGCGACUUCCCAGAGGCUCACUCUGCGUGACUACCAAGAAGAGUGUAUCCAGUCAGUAUUGUCCUCCCUGGAAAAGGGUCAAAAGCGGUUGGGUGUGUCUUUGGCUACUGGUAGCGGCAAGACGGUCAUCUUCACUCAACUCAUUGGCCGGGUCAAACCUCGUUCGGAGAUAGCAACUCAGACCCUCAUUCUGGCACACCGGCGAGAGCUUGUUGAGCAGGCCGCCCGCCACUGCUCCCGGACAUAUCCAGACAAGACUAUCGAACUUGAGCUCGGCAAGCUGUCGGCGUCCGGUACCGCCGACAUCACCGUGGCCAGCUUGCAGAGCAUCUUGUCCAAGGACCGCUUUUUGAAGUUUGAUCCCAAGAGGUUUAAGCUAGUCCUGGUCGACGAAGCCCAUCAUAUUGUCGCCCCCGGCUACCUGAAGGUGCUGGAACACCUCGGCCUAAGGACGAAGCAGCCUGACUCUCCACACCUGGUCGGCGUGUCCGCCACGUUUUCCCGUUUCGAUGGCCUGAAGCUGGGUGCUGUCAUUGAUGAGAUCGUCUACCACAAAGACUACGUGGACAUGAUCGGCGAGAAGUGGCUCAGCGAUGUUAUCUUCACCACCGUCGAAAGCAAGGCCGACCUGUCCAAGGUCAAGAGGAAGAAGGGGAAAGGGGGCAGUGGAGACUUCGACACCAAUUCUUUAUCGAAAGCUGUCAACACAGUGGAGCUUAACGAUAUCGUGGUCCGAGCUUGGUUUGCCAAAGCCGCUGGGAGAAAGUCGACCUUGGUGUUUUGCGUCGACCUCAAUCAUGUCGCCGCCCUGACCCAAAGAUUCCGUCACUACGGCGUUGAUGCGAGAUUUGUAACAGGCGACACCCCAGCCCGCGACAGAGCUGAGCGCCUGGAUGCCUUCAAGAAGGGCGAGUUCCCCGUACUCAUCAACUGCGGUGUGUUUACCGAGGGAACUGAUAUUCCCAACAUCGACUGCAUCGUCCUGGCUCGCCCGACUCGGUCACGGAAUCUUCUGAUCCAGAUGAUCGGACGCGGCAUGAGACUGCACGCUGGCAAGCAAAAUUGCCACAUCAUCGACAUGGUUGCCGGGCUCGAAACAGGCAUCGUCACCACUCCCACCUUGUUCGGAUUGGACCCUGACGAAUUGGUGAACGAGGCAACCGCUGACAAGAUGUACGAACUGGCGGACCGCAAGGAGGCAGAAAAGGCGAGGGAAGCGCAAGCCCGGAAGCGUCUUACGGGCACCGAGUCGACGGGGCAUUCCUAUAAUGUUACCUUUACCGAGUAUGACUCCGUCUUCGACCUGAUCGCCGACACAUCUGGUGAGAAACACAUCCGCUCAAUCAGCCCACACUCCUGGGUCCAGGUAGCCCCAGACAGGUUUAUUCUCAGUGGCCCUGGGGGAACGUACCUGAAGCUGGAGCGGAUCCCCGAUGCGGGGCCAGAAGCCCCCAAGUACAGAGCGUGGGAAGUGAGGGCUCUGCCGCCGGCUGUGUCGAAAUCCCCCUAUGCCGCUCCGCGCGAGGUGCUGAGUGCGAUGACUUUCACGGAUGCUGUGCAUGGCUGCGACAAGUACGCCAGUGAGAACUACCCCUUCUUUAUUAUCGGGGCGAGACUGCCGUGGAGGAAGGCGCCAGCCACCGAAGAGCAGCUCAAGUUCUUGAACAAGCUCAGAGCUGCGGACGACAAGCUGAGUCCAGAAGACGUCACUAAAGGCAAGGCAGCCGAUAUGAUUACCAAAAUAAAGCACGGAGCUCGGGGCCGGUUUGCCAGCAUCGAAGCAGCUAGGAGAAGACGGCAGAAGUCCGCCAUCGCCGAUGAAUUGCACCGUGCAAGGAAACUCAACGAGCUGGUUUCAGUGGGGCCUUUAUCAGCAUGA
Messenger RNA from Thermothelomyces thermophilus ATCC 42464, 2232 nucleotides. RefSeq lists its product as uncharacterized. The record is from RefSeq and is a predicted model, not a curated record. Bases 1 to 2232 code for a protein of 743 amino acids. Gene Ontology annotation, molecular function: DNA binding; hydrolase activity; ATP binding. NCBI's taxonomy places the organism in Eukaryota, Fungi, Ascomycota, Sordariomycetes, Sordariales, Chaetomiaceae. The transcript has 3 exons.